Messenger RNA from Bemisia tabaci, 7881 nucleotides. RefSeq names its product mitochondrial calcium uniporter (gene MCU). Lineage: Eukaryota; Metazoa; Arthropoda; Insecta; Hemiptera; Aleyrodidae. Gene Ontology annotation, cellular component: uniplex complex. Gene Ontology annotation, biological process: calcium import into the mitochondrion; mitochondrial calcium ion homeostasis. The record is from RefSeq and is a predicted model, not a curated record. Gene Ontology annotation, molecular function: calcium channel activity; uniporter activity.
UAAAGUCUAUGAAGGAUGCCGUGUUCUGUAUCAUGUUGACAAUCACUAUUUGCGAAUGUUGUCAGCACUGUCGAAGCGUAAGCACAGUCGGUGGAAGUGGAUCCACCCCCUCCAAUUCACCCUCGGAACCUCAGCCCGCCAUAGAAUCCGUCCAGCCUAGCAAAAAUGAAGUGGAGGUGGAGUACCGGCGGGGGUUGCCGCAGCUGGUGGUCCCGCUGCCCUCAAGACGGGAGAAAUGUCAGUUUACGCUCAAGCCCAUCACCAACACCGUCGGCGACUUCAUCCAGAUGCUCCGCCACGAGGACAAGGGCAUAGAUCGGGUUGUUGUCUCGCGUUUAGAUGGCGUCCGAAUAGCUUCGUCGAACACUAUUGAGGCCCUUAUGGAAGAGGACUUCAAGUUAGUGGUGAACGACCGUGAAUUUAUUGUCAACUCCCCACCACAGGAAAAAAUCCCAAGGGAGGAGCUUGAAAGACUGUCAAAUGUUCGUUGCUUAAUAUUUCAGCUCUACGAAGCUUUGAACGUAGACGAACACCAUAUUAAAACGGAGAAGCAGCUCUUGUCUCGGUUAGAGGACCUUCAAACAAAAUUAGAUCCGUUGGAAAAAAAACGGAUGCAGCUAGAAAACAUGACAGGAAAACAGACAGACAUAGCCACAUGGCUUGGCCUUAGCCUGAUGGGAGUUCAGUUUGGUGUCCUGGCCCGGCUCACCUGGUGGGAGUAUUCAUGGGAUAUUAUGGAGCCCGUCACAUAUUUUGUUACUUAUGGCACUGCCAUGGCAUGUUACGCUUAUUAUGUUCUAACAAAACAGGAAUAUGUCAUGCCUGAUGUUCGGGAUCGACAACACCUUCUCACACUACACAAACAUGCACGGAAAGCCGGUCUAGACAUCAAUGAGUACAACAGACUGAAGGAUGAAGUUGCUGAAGUUCAACGACACCUUAAUCGGUUAAGGGAUCCUCUUCUUCCACUCCAUAGGUUACCUCCUUUGGCAGAAAGUCCUGAGACUCCUUUCUCCUCAUUCGAAGCUCAUCACUCAAAAUUAGAGCGUGUCAAACAGCAGCUGAGAAGUCUUCUCUCUUUCUCCAAGGAUUUUUCAUCACCACUUAUUAAAAGCAAAGUUAAAGGGUCAUAAGAUUCAGCCUCAUUUUCAAGGUCAGGGUGCAGUCUUUUUCAUUUUUCACAACAUAGCCAAUAAACGAAAAAACAAUAAAGUAUGUGACUCUCUCUGCGUCUUACAAAGAUACGUGACCAGCUAAACCAAAAGCAUAUAGGAUCAAAUUUAAAACUGUCUCCAAACCUGAGCAUGUAGAAACUGUUCCAGAUAAAUUACUACUUUAAGAGAAUUGCACUUACUAACAUCACAGAUAUCCAUGUAUUUUUAUUUUUAUUUUUAUUCUAUUUUCUAAUUAGGCUCGACUUGUAGUCUGACAAAUGACUAAAUUUCUUUCUUUCUUCUUAUUCAUUUUUGCUCUUGUAUGUAGCUAAGAAAUCUUUCAAUUUAUUAUAACUGUGACACUGCAAUUUUUUAGCAUUUAUAACUGAAUUUCAAUUUCAGGUCAUACAUGAAAGGUGGUCGCCAUAAUUUUUUGCUAUCAGAAGAAAGUAUAAUUCAAUCUUGAUUACAUUGUAAAAAGCUUGUCACAUGGUAUGAAACACAAAAGAAGCACGUAUACAAAAAAUUAAACUAAGUGAUUGUUCGGAUAUUUUGAACCAUGACUACCUACUUACCAACCGAAAAAAAUUAAAAUUUUUCAAUUUGUAUUUCUUAUACCUAACUGUGAAAAAGUUGAUACCUUUUAUUAUUUAUGAACCAAUUCCAAUUACGAAGAAAGGUCAUAGAGGAAAUUAGUUGUGUUCUAUUAAAAGAAUAAUAAAUCAUUGAAGGUGAAUUGAACAAGGUUUGUCUUUUUUGCAUCGUCAGCAAUUGUUGAGUCUGCAAUCUAAAUACAAAACUCAGCUUCACAGCCUUUGCAGCACCUGAAGAUGUAACGAUGAGUGUGAGAAACCAUGUUUAUUACCACAAAAGAUUUUUUAUAUUUUGAUUCCAAAAAAGAAUAAUUUCAUCUUGACCAAUUGAGCUGAUGUCCAAACCAAAACUUUCCACUCAAACUUCCUGAAGGAGAUUAACCCUGACCAAAAAAAUUAGGCUUAGAAAAAUAUGGUUAAUGAAUUUGCAAAUUUUAGCCUUAUUUUUAAGUGUAUAGUUCAAGUAAGGUCGGAAAAUUACAAGAAUUCCAGCCUUAUUUUUGUACAGUUUUGAAUUAUUCAAAAGUGACUUAAUGGUCACUGUGAAAAUCAAAAGUAGAAAAAUGUUUUUGGAACGAAGGCUGUCAAGCAGUAUUGUCACUAUCCGCUAGUUUGUAUCAUAGUACAUAUAUAUUUAUUUAUUCAUUUGUUGAUUCGCUUGUACGUUUUCCAGAAUAUGUUCUUUCACGAUUUUAUUGAGGAAGACAAGUUUUCAAUGAAAUGACUUGGAUUUUAUUGAGAGUUUCUCCUGUUUUGAUCCAGUGAAUAUGUACUUUCUAGAAUUGUCAGUGUUUUUAUUAUAUGAAUCUGCUGCACAUGUUUAAAAUCAUUUCAAGUGUUCUUAACUUAUUCCUGCAGGAAUUCUAUUGCAGCUAAAUGCCCAUCAAUUUUCCAGAAUAUGUCAAGUAAGCUCUGAUAGGGUAUCUGUUCAUAGUGGUACCAAAAAAUCUCGACAGAUCAUUGGAUGAAUAUUGUGAUGUAAACAGUAACUUUCCUACUUCAGAAAUGUGAUUCACUUAUCAUGUUAUAUAAUACUUAUUACAGAAUUUUCGUCACCUGAAUUAACUUAAAUUUAAGUACAUAUUUCUGUUUUUUGCAGGCUUUCAUGUCAAAAUGUUUAGCACAUGUUCCUCAAUGAUAUCUAAGAGGUUACUUAAGUACUUAGGAGGAUCGUAAAAUUUUAAAGUAGGUAAAGUCUGAUUUUGAUUGACAUCACUGACUUCUGUCAGGUAUGUGAAACAAACUUCAAAAUCAUAACUCAAAGCCUUUCAAAACUUGUAGGGCUUGAUCAUACAUAUUGAUAGUGGAACUACCGGAACGGGUACUUCAUUCUCAUUUCAUUUCACUUAAGGAAAAAAUAUCAAGGUUAUUGCUUCAAAUUUUCACAGAGUAUUCUUUACUUAAAGAAGAAAAAUCAAGAAAAGUUUCAAAAAAUGGCUUCGAGUAUUUUUCAACAUAAGAAAUUUAAUAUGUCAGGAAGUUACAACUUUGCAAAAGGAGUUAUGCGUUCCUCAAGUUUCACCAAUACUAUAUUUGAAUAAUUAGUGAUGAUUACCGUCUACUGAAACAGAAUAAUUUAAAUUUUAUGAAAACUGACAGGAUUGAAGGUAAUUUUUUAUUUUAAUGGAUUGUGCAUUUGUCCUAUCCAAAUUUGUGCUUUAAUAUUCUGAACGCACUCGUAUUUUAACAUUUUAGGCUAAUUGAUAACUUUAACUGUUCUGUUCCCGCUUUUAAUCUGAAGUUCUCAUCCAUCAGAAGUUAUUUUUACAGUUAAAAGUAAAAGAUUAGAAAGUCUUGCAUCUAUAUGAAGAUAGUAUCAAUUCUUUUUGACUGCAACUCAGCUGUAGGCAGUUAAAUUUUAUUAUUUACAGUCAUUAGAUCCAUUUUUUACCUAAAUACUUAUUUUUCCAUCAGUAAGAAAAUUUUAUUGUUUCCUCAUGCCUUUUUUCCAAAUUUUUCUGAAUGUAAGUGUAAUCCACAUGUUCGAUACAUACGAAACAGUUAAUUGUAUUUUUCCCCUUGAUACACAUCCUGGAAUCUUUAGAACUUCAUUGUAACCUGCAUGUAUGUCAUUUUGCUAUCGGUUUUGGAAAUGCAACAAGCUCAUGACAUCUUUUUUCUCUGGGGAGGCUAGUUGGUUCCCAUUCAUUGUUUGCGCAAAUAUAUAUUUAUGAAAGAUCUGGAAAAUCAGGAUUAUCAGAAAAUUUUAGAAAACUGAUUGUUCCUAUUUAUCCAACUGACUAUCUAUAACAUUUAAAAGCAGCCAAAUAAUUGAACAGCCGAAUGAUUUGAUAGAAAGAAUUUUUUGGAAAUGCAGUUACAACUGUUCUUUUUAUCAUGAAUAUAAAUCCUUUGUUUGUUAUUUAAAGUGUUAAUAUGUUUAUAAUCACUAAAUUAAUUUAUUUAUUUACUAUCAAGUGUAGUUCAUUGACUUUCACUAACUAUUGGAUUGGAGAUUUCUCUCCUAUUUCGCUCUGCCUAAUUUUAAGAUUUUUCUCUUUUAUCAGUUUAUUUUUGAUAUAUUCUAUAUGUAUUUAAUUCUUUAUUCUUCCUAUUAAGUGCAUAUUUUGCUCUUCAAUAGUGUAUUUACCUUCGGAAUCUACACUACUCUUCAUUGAUUAGUUAAACCUUUCCAAAAUUUGGACGUACUGUGCAAAUGAUAUUAUCUACAAAACACGCACAAGAUUAUUCAGAGUUCAGGUAUCCUCUUCUUUUUACCUUCUUUUACUUCUCAGCUUGUUUAGUUGGUUUCUUGUGGUAAUAUUAGACUCAUCGAGUGAAAGGACAAAUGGACUCAAAAUAGGGGGGGAUUUUACUUUAAAAAAAAUUUGAAUGAAACAAAAACCCGGAAGAAUUUAAUGAAUUCAAAUGAAAGUCUCUGGCUUAUACCAAGACUAGACAACUUGGCCAAAAAUGCUGAGAUCAGAAUUUAUUCCUUUUGCCCUUAUCAAGCAUGCAUAGGGCUCCUUUCAAAUUGGAGUGAGUUUACAUAUUCAUCUGUAAAAUGUAACCAACAUUUGACCAACUACAACAAAUUGUAUCGCAUCAAAUAAUAAUACGUUUACAACCAAUCAUUCUUUAAUUCAGUUUUGAUGAUCAUGAAUACGAUUGUUGGUAUUGUAGUUGUUAUUACUGUUCUCUACUGUUUAAGUACUUUGAUGAACCAGCUUUUAAGACUUCGUCAACUCCUAAUUUCUAAAGAAAUUGCUCCAGAAGAUACCUUUAAGAAACACUACUUCCGGUCGUUCAUACCUGAAUUACCUCUUGAGAACAGUAAUGUCCCACAGUAUAUUUCAUUUUCAUUUGUGUAUAAUGAGUAUAUAAUUGGCCUUAAUUUAACACAUUUUAUGUUAGUGCAGGUAAAUUACUAUUUUUGCACAGAAACAGUGCAAUAAUAUUAUUGCACAUUGUUAUGUAGUUGAGUUUUUUCUCAAUAUGUUUUUUUUUUUUCUUUCCUUUUUUUAAGUUCAUUGUUUUUUAAUUGUUCUCCUGUACCUACUUGUUCAGUAGCUGGGCUUUUAAUACUGAUUACAGCUUUGUAUUGCAUAAGUCCUCUCGGCCUACAACUUUUAGAAAAUGAAAAGAAAUCCAAUCAAGGAAAGAGGUUCUUUUUCAAUCGAGCUGAUAAAAUAGUGUUUGAUUCUCCUUUUUCGAGAAAAAAUCAAUAUCUAAAGCUUCUAAAAAUUAGACUUUAAGAUUUAAUAAAGAAACUCUUACAUGUUUCAGUCCAAAACUGAGGAGUAGACUCAAAGACAAGAGUGAAUUUUGUGGCCAUCUGUUGGUGGGGUCCCAGCGAGCCAAUAGCAAGAGUGUAAAUGUUCUCUAUCAAUAUCUGAGAAAACGAAAUUCUCACCUUUUUUCUUUUCAAAGUACCUCUUUUUUUUUGUUUUUUGUUUUGUUUCGGUAAGGAGGAGACCAAUUGACAUUUUUUCUUGAAGUAGCUAGGUAUUUCUAGAAUACCGCUAAUAGAGCUGAAAUAAAGUGGCUUCUAGAAUUGGUAAAUAUUAAUUAGUUUUCUCUCAUAAAAUCCAUAACAAGGGAACAACAAUAUCAAAAAUUGAGUCUUAUGUUCCGCUGGUGGCACAACGUACACCUGCACUGCUCAUGAGGCAAACAUACUGCGUUGAAAUUUCUUUUACUUAUAUUUUUUCCAUCAAAAUCAUGAGAAUGCUUCGCUUGAAAUAUGUAGUAAAAACCCUGGUAGCAGAGUUAUAUAGCAUCUUAUGUUCUUAAAAGAAAAAUGAAAUACAUUUCUUUUUGAUUGAAUGUAAUAAUGAUAUGAAUACAAACAUAAUAUAAAAUGUUAAAGAAAACUGCUUUUUUCUCCUGUAUUUACUUACUUUUUAUUUAAGAAUUAUUAUUUUUCCUUUAUUUUAGAUAUUAUGUAUAAAUGCAGUCUAAUAUUUAUGGAGAAAUUAGGUAUAUACAAAUUAAGAGUAACGGAGGAUGAUGACAAAAAAAGGGCGGAUGUAAAAAGUACAUUUUUAAAAAAAACGCAUUUGAACCUUUAAUUUGGCUUCUCAACAAACUAUGUAGAUCAUUAGUUAGACCAGAAGCUAUUCUUUAUAAAAGAAGUUUUGAAAUCUAUCAAUAGUUUAGGGGGAAAAAAGUUCAUGAAAGGGUGCGUAUUUCAAGAUGGUCUUCAAUUAUGCUCUCUUUUGUCUCUAUCAAUUAAAGUAUUUACUGAAUAUGAAAUACUUCAAUUGAAUCAAUUACAGUCGUAUUUUGUCAGGAAGUUUUCAAAGGGCAUUAAAAGUAGAACGUUGUUUUCAGGAAAACAUUAUUUCGCAAAACAUUAUAAUGAGAUGCAACUGUAAAUUACAAAUUAAUAUAUUUUAUCAAAUGUUUUAAGGGCAAAGAUAAUCUUACAUCACUCUGGACGGACAGAGUUUGCUCUGCGUAAGAAUUAUACGAAGGAGAACCCAAUACAAACCGGGUGACCUUCGCCCUGGCCUCUAGUUUAAUAGUGCCCAGUUAAUACCGGAUUGAUGAGGAGAGCAUUUCAAACGAAACGUAGAACGUCGUCCAAAAAUUUCAUUGAAACAUUGAAAAAAGCGACUCGAAAAGUUUUGCGGUAAGGUCUCAGAAACGCUUUUUUGGGACGUUUAAGAGCGUUUCAUUUAGAAAAUCUGCUAAUUCAGGUCAGAAAUCUCUUGAGAACGCUCAGAUAGAAAAAGGAGGACAGCGGACCCUUGUGGCAAAACAAUGCAACUAAGAUCAUUAAAAUAUGACAUUGUUUUUAUAAUAAAUGUACCUAAGCAAUUGAUUCUUAAGUACUUAAAAAUAUUUAAAUACAGUUAUAAAAUCAUCUUGAAUUUCAUGUACUUACUCAACUUUUAAAUACAUUUCAUGUGAAUUUUUCUUGCAUUUUAUAUUUAUUUGUUGCGCAUACUUAGGAGAUUUAUCUAAUAUCCGUGUACAUUUUCUGUAAAUCCAUAAUUACUUAAUUUCUUCCAUUUCUUUUAAUUAUUUGUAAAGAUUAUAUAAUGCUGCUACCAGGGUAUACAUAGGUACUCAUUAUGAGGGGAUACCAUUCCCUGACAAAUAUUCGGAGACAAUAUUUAUAAGUUUUUGGCAUGGAAUACUUUUUUAGAAUAACUUCUUGCUUAGCUCAAAUUCCUCAAAGUGUUGAAUUGAGUGCAAGAAACAGGAAAAGGAGACACAUUUUAAGCUGAGCUCAUUGAUUUUCUUUAAACGUUUUGUCAUACUUAAGUACUUAUAAGACUUUAUUGUCUGCGUUGUUGUUUAAUACCUAAUCAUUUCAAAUGUUAAGAACUUAUAUUUUUGAUGAAGUGAAGACCAUCUUAAAUGAGAAGAGAAACACAAGAGAAGCCUGAUGAACUUAAACAAGAAGAUAAUUACUUUAGUUUUUCUUCUAAGAUUUCAUUUUCGGUUCCAAUUUAAGACUUAAAAAGACGAACCAAGUUUGAGGCUGCUGUAAUCAAUGCCCUGUUGCAGAAUUUGUGGGUCACAGAAUCUUUUUUCUGCCCUGUUGUUUGUUCUCUCAAUGAAACUAUAUGUGUAAUUACUGCGCUCUAUGAAACUUGAGGUAAUUGUUUAGACUAAUUUAAUAUUUUCAAUUCAAAAAUCAUUAUUUUUUUGUAUGUUUUUAUCAAUAAAUUUUUGAAUUUCAA